Molecule: messenger RNA, 3930 nt
Organism: Trypanosoma grayi
Lineage: Eukaryota; Euglenozoa; Kinetoplastea; Trypanosomatida; Trypanosomatidae
Product: structural maintenance of chromosome (SMC) family protein
Exons: 1
Coding region: 1-3930 (1309 amino acids)
Biological process (GO): sister chromatid cohesion
Cellular component (GO): cohesin complex; nucleus; chromosome
Molecular function (GO): DNA binding; ATP binding; protein binding
Source: RefSeq, a predicted model, not a curated record
AUGCUCUCGCGGAUUGACCGCGUGGAGCUGUACAACUUCAAGAGCUACGCCGGGCAUGUGACGAUUGGACCUCUGAAGGACUUCACGUGCAUUGUCGGGCCCAACGGCUCGGGUAAGUCCAACCUCAUGGACGCGCUGUGCUUUGUGCUGAGCGCCAACCCCGUGGCAAUGCUGCGCGGGCGCGACGCGACGGACUUGAUCUACCGUGGCGCGCAGAAGAAGGAGUGUGCCGUCACCGUCGUUUUCCGCCACACCACACCCGCGCAGAGCCACGACGGUGCCGCCGCGAAUGGCAACAGCAGUCACCACACUAGCAACAAUUAUUCCGCCGGUAGGAACGGUGGUGGGAGCGGCGGUGCCGAGACGUCCUUCACGCGGGCGGUAGACACCAAGGGGCGCAUCAUUCACAAAAUAGACGGAAGUCCUGUGGACGAGCGGAGCUUCUUUGCGGCACUGGAGAAGUUCAAGGUCGGCGCCCGCGUUAACAACUUCUUGGUGUUUCAGCACGAGGUGGAGGCCGUGGCGCAGAAGAAGGCGCGGGAGCUGACGGAGCUGCUCGAGCAAAUCAGCGGCAGCAGCGAGCUGAAGGAGGAGUACAACCGCUGCAAGAAGGCUCACGAGAUGGCAAACAACGAACUCACAACCGCGUCUCUGGCGAAGCGUGGCGCUGUUGUGGCCCUUAAUCAAAUGCGGCUUCACAAGAAGGAGGCUGAGAAGUAUGAAGAGGUGCUGAAGCGCAUUAGCGAGGAGAAAUGCAACGAGGCACUCGUGGAGCUCUUCUACGUCGAGUCCAACCUGGAGAAACAGAAGGAGGAGCUGAACGCUUUUACAGAGAAAUUAAAUGCGCUUGAGCGAAGCAUUGCUUCAGAUGAGGAGAUACGCAAGAUGAAGCGUGAGUACGCUGAGAAGCACAAGUCGUACUUAGAAGAGCUGAAGAGGAACCGCAAGGAAGCUGACACCCUACGUGAUAAGCACACUACACUGGAACGUAUCAAAAUAUCCUUGACACAUUUGAACCGUAAGCGUGAGGUGCAGCAGUAUGAGCUGGACAGCGUUAUGAAGACACAGAAGGUUCAAUCAGGGGAGACACAGCGCCUGAAUGAGCAGCUGCAGCAGCAGAAGGCACUGCUGGCCGCGUUUGAAGAGCGGUGCAGGAAGGAAGACAAGGGACACACUACGCUGAGUGGCACGCUAAGCACGGAACAGCUAUCGGAGUACCGUCAACUCCGAAAGGAGGCAGAAUGCGAAACUGUGGUGUUGCGGCAGCAGCUGGAGCGUGUAAAGCGUGAGCAGCAAUCACUCAUUGAGGGGCAGAAGCAGUGCGUGCUGGCAGUCGAGAAUGUCAAGUCACAGAAGCAGGAACUCGUGCAAGGUGUACAACGUGGUAAUGAUCGUGCCACUGAAUUGGAGCAUCGAAAGCAAGAACUUCACGACACGAUUGAAGAACUCUCACGCGGCAUUAACCAAAAACGUGCGGACCUUGUUCAGGCAGAGAAGAAAAAUAAAGAGCGUGACGCAGAGCUUGCCAAGAUACAGGAGCAACUGCAUGAGCUCCGCUUUAUUAAAGAGAAUGACAAACACGGCACACGAAUGGCAGCGGCCUUGCAGGCUCUGCGCUCCCUCCACGGCAUUCGUGGGCGUCUUGUCGACCUCUGCACGAUUCCCAACGACAAGUACCGCAAUGCGGUGACCGUGGCGCUGGGUAAGAACCUUGAGGCUGUUGUCGUCGAUACCACCGAGGCAGCGAUUAGCUGCGUGCGGUACCUAAAGGAGCACCGCCUGCCGCCCAUGACGUUCCUUCCGCUGGAUUCCGUCCAGGGAAAGCGAGUAAACGACCGACUUCGGACAUUCGGCGGUACCUGCAAGCCUGUCGUGGAUGUGAUCCGCUAUGACAUGGCGAUUGAACCUGCGGUGCAGUACGCCCUGGGACAGACGCUUGUGUGCGAUGCCAUGACAGAGGCGAGACACGUCGCGUACGGUCGCGAGGACGGUGAGCGCUUCAAAGUGGUGACUGUUGACGGCUCUGUGCUAAUGAAGAACGGUGCGGUGCAAGGUGGUCUUGCGUCGAUUCAGUCGCGUGCGCGCAAGUGGGACGAGAAGAAGUACGAUGAUCUGCGCGUGGCUCGGGACAGACUGCUGAACGACGCCACUGGUGGGUCCGAGGCGGAGAUGGCACGCAUGCAUUGCGAACUGCGCGACAUGGAGGCGCGGUUGGAGUUCGCGCGCGGUCGCAUCAAGGCGGUCGAGGCAGAGGCACAGGCGACCACGCAGAAGGUGGCAAACAUGCAACGCGAGACGGCGAGGCAGGAGGCGGAGGAGCGCACCAUCGCCGAGCGCCGCGCUGCGUACGAGGCGGAGCUGGAAAAGUGUCAGCAGGAACUGCGCAAGACACGUAAGUCCAUCGUGGAGGUGGAGGAGCGCAUCUUCACGGAGUUCCAGAAGCGUGUGAAGAUUCCCAAUCUGGUGGAAAUGGAGAGCAGCGAGGCACAACGCGUGAAGGAGCGUGCUGAGCAGCGGCAGCAGAUGCAGCUGCUCAUCCACAGGCUCGAGAUAUCACUUGAGGCGGAGCAGAAGCGUAUCAGUGGGCGCCCCAUUGAUGACUUGCGAAGUGCGUGUGCUCGGUUGGAGAAGGAGAUCCAGCAAUGUGAGCGUGACCUGGCUGUUUACAGCGACGUAGUUAAGGCCACUGAGAAGAAGCAGGCUGAGGCAAAGGUGUGUGUUAGUGGGGCGAAGGAGGAGCUCGAUCGCCUCGAGGCAAACAUUCGUCGACAGAGCCGUACCUCUGAGCAAGAGCUUGGAAAGUUGGGGCAGGCUCGUCGAGGUGUCACUGCCCUCCAGGCCGCCUGCGACACACUGCGGUUGCAGCGCAUGAACAUUGUGCGUCGCUGCCAGAUGGAGGAGAUUGCACUGCCACUGAAACCCUCUGAGAUGAGCGGCACCAAGCGAUUACGCACAACUGAGGGCGGGGCUCUGAGUGCGAGCGAGCCGUUUGCGCUAUUGGAAGAAGCCUCUAGUGCGGUGCCAACAGGACCGCAGCAGCAGCAACCCUCUCGUGCCCGCCAGUCUGCACCGCCGGCAAAGGAGGCGAAUGUGAUAGUGGACUUCAGUAACCUUUCAGAGAGUCUGCGGCAGUCGGCAUCAGACAAGGCGCGCCUAGCCGCGUACAAGCAGAGCGCGGAGGCCUUGUUGGAAUCCCUACAGCGUGCAGCAGAGUCGCUGGCGCCCAACUUGAAGGCCGUGGCGCGUUUUGUGGACUCUGAGGACAAGUUGGGUACUUCCUCCGCCCUACUUGAGGCGGCGCGCGAGAAAGCCCACAAGGCGUACGCAGAAUUUACGAGACUCAAGGAGCUCCGCACGCAGCGAUUCAUGGAGACGUUUGACAAGAUUGCGGAGCACGUGGACCGCGUGUACCGCGCCCUUACUCUGAGCACACGCGCACACGCGGUGCACGGCUCCGCAUACCUGAGUCUCGAGGACGCCGAGGAGCCUUACUUGGCGGGGACGCGGUACCACGCAACGCCACCCAUGAAGCGCUACAUGCCGAUGGAGCUGCUUUCNGAGGACGCCGAGGAGCCUUACUUGGCGGGGACGCGGUACCACGCAACGCCACCCAUGAAGCGCUACAUGCCGAUGGAGCUGCUUUCCGGCGGGGAGCGCACAAUGGCGGCCCUUGCACUGCUGUUUGCUGUGCACGCCGUGUCGCCAACGCCGUUCUUUGUUUUGGACGAAGUGGACGCUGCGUUGGAUGCCGGCAAUGUGGAGAAGUUAGCCAACUACAUGCGGAAGAACUGCAGCACGACGCAGUUCCUUGUCAUCUCGCUGAAGGACCAGCUGUACCACGUGGCUGAUCUGCUGGUUGGGGUGCUGAAGGACAAGGAAAAAGAGAGCUCUUCCGUGCUGACGAUGGAUCUCCGUGGCUACCCCUUUUAA